This is a messenger RNA of Amphimedon queenslandica, 604 nucleotides long. RefSeq lists its product as uncharacterized. Bases 1 to 501 code for a protein of 166 amino acids. The record is from RefSeq and is a predicted model, not a curated record. NCBI's taxonomy places the organism in Eukaryota, Metazoa, Porifera, Demospongiae, Haplosclerida, Niphatidae. The transcript has 3 exons.
AUGACAGACAUGAAAGACGAUAUGACAGAUAUGAAAGAUAAUAUGACAGACAUGAAGUCAGGAAUGAAACAAACAGCUCAAGAAAUAAAAGAAACCCAGAGACAGAUGUCUGAUAAGAUGAACGAAACGACAGAAGAGCUGAGCAAGAAGAUAGAAGAACAGGGAACAGCUUUCAGAGAUGAAGUCCAGAGUACGACUAGCAGGUUGAAGGAUGAAAUGGCAGCAAAAAUGGAUGAGCAAGCAGAAGGAAUGACUGAAAAAAUAAAGACAGACAUCCAAGAGGCAAUAAUAGCAAAUAUUGUAGCACCUCCAGAACCAGAACAGGAAACAAUUUUAACCUACACUGCCUUUGAAGUGGAUCAGAACCCACACGACCAAGAAUCCUCUCACUGUAUACUAUCAAGUUCUAGUUCUAAUUGUGGUAAUGAUACAUACCCUACACAAGAAACCCACGACAACAAUGAUGAUGAAGGAGAAUUCGUUUACAAUAAAAAGAAAUAGGAACUCAAUUAUACAUGUAAUUUUAGAUACACACAUACAACAAUUAGUAGUAUAUUAGGAGUAAUUUUAGGAGCAUAUUUUAGGAGUAUAUUUUUAGAGUACA